AUGAGGUGUAUCAAGAGACAUACGAUCUCAAAACGUCUCGACGCUGAGUUAUUAAACGCUAAGUUGCUAGAUCCCAUUCCAAGCAAAUAUCAGGAUACCGCACGCAAACUACUCAAGGCAGGAGCCGAUGUCGACACUGUCGACACGUGCAACGAGGAAAUUGGCUGGUAUCUUCACCACAAAGCUUUCCAAACCGAUUCUUCGUCACCCAACGACAGCACUUAUCCGGGGCCAAAUAGUAAAGACGAUUUGGGUGAUGACCCAUUCUGUCCUCAGUUUGGGAUUGGUAUUACACCGCUGCAGAUUGCGAUACUGUUAGGCAACCAGACCUUGGUAAACCUACUGCUAGAGAACAAGGCCAACGUACAUCCAGCCCAUGGGUAUAGCCCUCUGGUAACCGCUUCAUGGCUUGGGUUUCGAGACAUAGUUACUCUUCUUCUCAAUAACAGAGCCGAUGUCAACGUCGGUGAUGAUAACGUUGGAAUGCCACUCCAAGCCGCGGCAGCAAAAGGCCACACUGAAAUCGUCCAGCUGCUAUUGGAUAACAGGGCAGAUAUUAACGAAACAAGUGACCCCUACGAAACCGCCCUCACUGCGGCCUCCUGGCACAACCACAUUGACAUUGUGGAAUUGCUUCUAGCUAAUUCAGCCAGCGUGAACUUCCGAUACGGAGUAAGUGACGAUUUCCGGAGUCCGCUCGCCGCCGCCGCAGAAAGAGGAAACUUGCAAGUUGUCCAGUUGCUACUGGCAAAAAAAGCGAAUGAUUAUGUGGAAAAACGUACUCAUGACAGCGCUAUAUGGCUUGCAUGUAUGAGUAGGACGGAUCUUAGGGAGCCUAUCCUCCGCACGCUUUUUAAAGGAGUCAUCAAUACUAAUGUUGAUUGGAGCGAGUUGUAUGAAGCAAUCACUGUGGCUGUACAGUUAGGUAAAGGCUAUAAGUCAUAA
Molecule: messenger RNA, 945 nt
Organism: Penicillium canescens
Lineage: Eukaryota; Fungi; Ascomycota; Eurotiomycetes; Eurotiales; Aspergillaceae
Product: ankyrin repeat domain-containing protein
Exons: 1
Coding region: 1-945 (314 amino acids)
Molecular function (GO): protein binding
Source: RefSeq, a predicted model, not a curated record